Heteronotia binoei (common prickly gecko) is the source of this 1474-nucleotide messenger RNA. It is a transcript of the gene FGF5, whose product is annotated as fibroblast growth factor 5. Lineage: Eukaryota; Metazoa; Chordata; Lepidosauria; Squamata; Gekkonidae. The transcript has 3 exons. Gene Ontology annotation, biological process: positive regulation of gene expression; fibroblast growth factor receptor signaling pathway; positive regulation of protein phosphorylation. The record is from RefSeq and is a predicted model, not a curated record. Gene Ontology annotation, cellular component: cytoplasm. The coding region runs from base 230 to 1054 and encodes 274 amino acids. Gene Ontology annotation, molecular function: fibroblast growth factor receptor binding; growth factor activity.
GGCGAAGUGAGCCUCCUUUAGACUCCAGGCAUGUCGAGAGAGUCGCUGUGAGAUCACCCGGGUUAUAAAUAUCUCCGUGCCAGCGCUGCGCUCUCGGAGCGCGCUCUCCCUCCGGCGGGCCGACGAUGCCUCCCCAGGCCGGCCGAGCGGACGCCCGGCAGCCGCCCCCAAGGCGCAGCAGCCGCCGCCGCCUCUGCAAAAUGCCCCGCGCUUCCCCCCGGCUGGAAGAAUGAGCUUGUCCUCCCUCCUCUGCCUCUUCUGCCUCAGCCACCUGAUCCUCUUCGCUUGGGCACACCCGCAGACGCGGCGGCCCCCCAGCGCGCAAUUCCCAGGCGCGGCGCUCGGUGCCAAAAACAGCAGCGGCGGCAGCAGCAGCUCGGGGAAUCGGAGCAGCGGCGCUUCCUCUUCCUCCGCCGCGCCUUCCUCUUAUUUCUCGCCCUCUUGGGGAGUUCAAGGGAGCGGCUCGGAGAGGAGCAGUUUCCAGUGGAGCCCCUCCGGGCGCAGAACCGGCAGCCUCUACUGCCGGGUGGGCAUCGGCUUCCAUCUCCAGAUCCACCCCGAUGGGAAAGUCAACGGCUCCCACCAAGCCAGCCUCUUGAGUAUUUUGGAAAUAUUUGCUGUGUCUCAGGGGAUUGUAGGAAUACGAGGAGUUUUCAGCAACAAAUUUUUAGCGAUGUCAAAAAAAGGAAAACUCCACGCAAGUGCCAAAUUUACUGAUGACUGCAAGUUCAGGGAGAGGUUUCAAGAAAACAGCUAUAAUACCUAUGCUUCAGCGGUUCACCGGACUGAAAAAACGGGAAGAGAAUGGUACGUGGCUUUGAACAAAAGAGGCAAAGCAAAACGCGGGUGUAGCCCCCGAGUAAAGCCCCAGCAUCUUUCUACUCAUUUCCUCCCAAGGUUCAGACAAGUUGAACCGCCAGAACUUUCUUUUACCGUCACCGUCCCUGAAAAGAAAAAGCCACCAGUUGUUCCAGUGAAGCCAAAAGUCCCAAUACCCGUGCCUCGGAAAAACUCUCCUCCGGUCAAAUACAGACUCAAGUUUCGCUUUGGAUAGUGAUGGCUUGAACUCUUCAGCGAAGGAAUGUCUUUUUUUCUCCCUCAGGAGCUCAUACUUGUCUGUGAUUCCGCAGAGUUGAGGAGAUCUCUGAGGCAAAUUCUGUGAGGAGAUUCUUGAGAAGGUUGGCUUUCGUCUGGGGGCACAGGCUGAGUUGAAUUGGUUUUUUGGGGGACAGGUAGUUAAAAGAGGAAGCAGAAUUCUUCCACUGCUCUGUGGGGAAGAACGCCAAAGGAGCUCAAGCGAACAGAGAGGCAUGUGAGCUUUGCCUUAACUUUCAGUCUCAUCAUUUCUGCUUUCCAGUUGCUGAACAUGGUUUGUCCUCUGCUGACUUAAAAUGGUGAAUGGCUGUUCCAAAAGACUGACACGUCCAAAACAACUGUUACAAGAUGUGAAAGGGUUCAUCCUAUGCUGAGUCUG